AGCUCAAACCAAAAACACGCCCAUUUUAGUACACACACAGAAACAGCAAUGGAGUUUUCUUCUUCUCCUUCAUUCAACAGAAACGAUAACAAUAACAAAGCUGCAUACUCUCCCUCUGCCCCACCCAUACCCGGCCCGGAUGAGCCCCACUUAGCCCACCCGUAUCAGCCAUCUCGGGCGCCCAAUCCUCAAGACUAUUACUACCACCAUUCCACUUCCUCCUCUUCCCCGCCGGCCUCCGCCCCUUAUCAAUAUCCGGGUCAAUACGGCAGCGGGGGUUAUGGUUCGGGUCAGCAAUACGGGUAUGGGUAUCCACCACCUCAGCAGCAGCAGCAGCAGCAGCAGUAUUAUCCUGGGUACAAUCCGCCGGCUUCUUUCCCGCCGGGGACUGAUCCGGAGGUCAUUCGGAGCUUCCAGAUGGUGGACCGGGAUCGGAGCGGGUUCAUUGAGGAAACUGAGCUCCAGCAAGCUCUAUCUUCGAAUUAUCAACGCUUUAGCUUGCGGACUAUCCGUUUGCUGAUCUUUCUCUUCAAAAACCCAUCUGAUUCUGCACUCAGAAUCGGGCCCAAAGAAUUUGCUGCUUUGUGGAGCUGUCUCAGUCAAUGGCGGGUUUGUUUUCCUUUAACUCUUGUCUUCUGUUUACUUCUUGAGAUUAUUCUUAUACGAGCUGGUCGACGUAUGUAGUGUCUGUAUGCAAGCCAGUAAUCUUACAUGGUUGUCUUUACUUGCCUGUAUCUGCAUAAGUGGUAUGAUUGCUGGUGAUUAAAACUGUAAAGCAUAAUUUUUCAAAGAAUAAGCAUCUCAUUAGCAGAAACUCUUUGGAUAUAUUCUGCUUAUUUGAUGUAGGGUAGAAAGAACUAUGUUAUGUGAGUGAUUUUGUCAUCUUCCUAGAUCAACGGUCGAGGAGUAUACUCUAAACCAAGAAGUAUUUGGCCCUAAUGGACUCGGUGCAUUUUGUGAAAUGUUGCUAAUGAGUUAUCUUGUCCCUGUAAGCAUGUAUAAUUCAUAUCUUAUAAAAACUUGAGGUUAUUAGAUUUCUUUUUCUUGGUACUAACCAAAGAUUUUGAAAACCUCUCAUGGUAUAAUGUUUUUUCUUUCAAUUUCAUUAUGGUUCUGGGAGCAGUGGUUGGGGUUUUGAACUUAUAGUGUACUUUCUUCCUUAGUAAGAUUUUUCUAUUCCUGUAACUGGUCCAACAAGUUCAUUUUAUUCAUUUUCUUUCCUCGUGUUUUUCUUCAGGCUUUUAACUUUCAAACAAUUUGUUAACCAUUGUAUUUCUCCUUUUAGGCUAUAUUUGAAAGAUUUGAUAGAGAUCGUAGUGGGAAAAUUGAUGCAACAGAACUAAGAGAUGCUCUGCAUAGCAUUGGCUAUGCAGUACCCAAUUCUGUUUUUCAAGUUCUUGUUUCCAGAUACAAUGAAGGGAAUGGCAGAAGGGUUGAACUCAAUUUUGACAGUUUUGUUGAGUAAGGAUCCUCGCAUUAUCCCUUGACCAUCCUAUUUCUUCUUUCAUUCCCUUACAUUUGAAGGGAGGCACCAGUGUGUAACUUAUUUAACUGAGCCUUUUUUCUCUUCUCUGCAGAUGUGGGAUGAUUGUGAAGGUAUGCAUAAAAUUUCACUUUCUAUUUAGCAACUCUCCUUUUUACAGUUUGUGGCAAAUUAUUUCAUGACAUCUUUUAUGAUUCUCGCUGAUGCCUACAUUUGUCAAAAUACAUGCAGGGUCUGACUGAAAAGUUCAAGGAGAAGGAUCCUCGUUAUACUGGCUCUGCAACUUUGAGUUAUGAUACAUUCAUGACCAUGAUCCUUCCAUUCCUUGUAUCAUACUAGCAAUGUACGUUCAUUCUGUAUAAAUUUAAGUUGUAUGAUACUUGAGGAAACUAUACUUGUACAUUAUUAGGGAGAGUGGGAGACGAAAGUGAAUUUGAGGUUUCUUGUAUGUAUCUUGGUUUUCUUUGUACCAGACCUUUGUUGGUGUGAUAUAAGAAAUGUUGUUCCUGUAGCGUGUGUUGAAUAAUUUUUCUUUUGGGAUUUUAUGUGAGAGAUGUCUGCAGUUGAAACAAUCAUUUGAAGAAAUGUUGUGAUUUGUGAUUAUCAUGCACUGAGCUCCAAGAUGAAAGUAUGCAUAUUAUCUGGAGACUGGAAUGGUGCCUCUGAUAUCUUCUUGAUAGCCAUUGUUCGUAGUCACAACAAAUAGCAAAGCCAACGUAACCCAGAAGAUUUUGAUAUGGAAUAAAGAAUGAUGUGCAUGUAGAUGUAAGAGGGAAUUUGACCUAGUUGAGGCCCGAAACUGGUAUUAAGGCUAUUAGCUUUUGAUUUUGAUAUUGGAAUGCAAAAGCUAGAAAUAGCCUGGCUACUGGAAGUGAGAAAGCAAGGGAAAGUGGUCAGUGAGAUUCAUUACUCUUUCUGUAAGGCCUACCAAAAAUUCUAGGCAUCUGAAUAGUUAAACGUCUACAAGACUACAAACUGGCAAAUUUACAACAAAUAAUGCAAAUUGUAGCCGUUAUUAUAGACUAAUGGUAGUAGCUUAUAUACAGCAAGGUUCCGAACAUAGGAAAAGUGGACAAAAAAAGAUUACAGCAGAAACUGCCAUUCUGCAUUGAUGUACUUAAUGAUUUGGCAAACAUGAAUAUCAGCAGGAGUCUGUUCAGCUUGAUUUCUUUAACAGCAAACGUUAUGUUCCAGAUGAUCCUUCAAGUCUGACAAUGAAAGGAUAGCUCGAAGAAACUUGGUAGGCAAAUUGAACCUUGAAUAUGAUGACACUCGUGUGCCUCACAAUCAAAGGACUAACAGGUGAAAAUUUAUGCUCUGGAAAUUAUGACCCUGAUAAUGAUAAACU
Messenger RNA from Oldenlandia corymbosa var. corymbosa, 2831 nucleotides. The record is from the annotation of a GenBank genome assembly. Lineage: Eukaryota; Viridiplantae; Streptophyta; Magnoliopsida; Gentianales; Rubiaceae.